AAAAUCACCCCUCCGAAAUCCCUCGGUACUGUCGGUGUUGCCAUCGUCAAUAUGGCUGCAGUCGAGGCUCUUGCUUCCGCCUCAGCAAAGUUACGAAACUUCACCGGCUUAUCCGGUGAAGAAUACGACCGCCAGAUACGUGAUCUCGUUGCACACUGCAGACAUUUGCUCUCAACCAAUGCUCUCGGCUCUGUUUGCCGUGAUGAGUCUACGCUGGAUCGCUUCCAUCCAGGGCGGGAUUCUAUCAUCUAUCUCUUUCUUCUUCGUCUACAAAUUCAAACCCUCCAAGAAACAAGCCGUGGGACGUUGCCAUAUGAUCUACUACCCCCAGGAAAGCUAUGGUCGAGAGCUGUGCGCUAUCUGGAAAUCUUCGAUCCGGUUCAAAUUAGAUAUGCUGGUCGGGAAUUUCGCCAAAUUAUUGAAUAUAUUGGACAAGCCUCGCAGGCUGCGUCAAAGGCAUGGCUCUACUUGGACUAUCUGCGAUAUUUUCUUUACGGCGGAAUGGUUUACAUGGCGUUGAAGGAGUGGCGCAAGGCAUUUCAUUUUCUGAGCGUUGUGAUCUCGGCGCCUACAGUGGGUUCUAUCAGUAUGGUCAUGGUAGAAGCCUACAAAAAAUGGGUCUUGGUGGGACUGCUUGCCAAUGGCAAGCUAUUUUCACCUCCAAACGUGACUUCUCCUAAUGUGGUCAAGUUAUACCAGUCACUUGCCAAGCCCUACGUCAGUCUUGCUCAGAUCUUUGAGCGUGGUGACAUGAAGAAGCUUGUGGCAGAGGUAGAUACUGCUCGGGAAAUUUGGUUUAUGGAUCGCAAUAUGGGCCUGGUCUCCCAGGUUGUGAAUACAUUUUCGGGACAUGCCCUCAUCGGGCUACGCAAGACAUUUGCUGCUUUGACUGUGACCGAAGUCCUAGAGCAAGCCCCAUAUUUGCCUGCUGAUGCGAUGGCCGCCGAGACAUCGAUCGCGUCUUUCAUAAUGUCUGGUGCUAUGAAUGCAGCAUUGGUGCAUUCUUCAUCUCAAACCAAUGAAACAAUGUUGCGGCUUUCAGGUGAAUCUUUGUCCUCUCGAAUGUCGUAUGAAAGCCAUAUGCAGAUACACUUGAAGAAAGAGGGUCAGUUGAUGACUGCACUUAUGGGCAGUAUCGAGGAAAUUAACCAUGCUAUGGGCUUGAGUGAUGAAUUUGUGGACAGCUCCAAGGGUCAAACAUGGACAACUUCCUCUGAUACCAAUCAAGGCCCAGGUGAAGAUUUCGGGCUCGACAUGGAUGAGGACAUAAUGGGCGGUUAA
Penicillium atrosanguineum is the source of this 1281-nucleotide messenger RNA. Its product is annotated as putative COP9 subunit 3. The annotation marks the transcript as partial. Gene Ontology annotation, biological process: ubiquitin-dependent protein catabolic process. NCBI's taxonomy places the organism in Eukaryota, Fungi, Ascomycota, Eurotiomycetes, Eurotiales, Aspergillaceae. Gene Ontology annotation, cellular component: COP9 signalosome. The transcript is spliced from 5 exons. The record is from RefSeq and is a predicted model, not a curated record.